Diaporthe amygdali is the source of this 1557-nucleotide messenger RNA. RefSeq names its product allantoate permease. The coding region runs from base 1 to 1557 and encodes 518 amino acids. Gene Ontology annotation, cellular component: membrane. Gene Ontology annotation, molecular function: transmembrane transporter activity. The transcript has 3 exons. Gene Ontology annotation, biological process: transmembrane transport. NCBI's taxonomy places the organism in Eukaryota, Fungi, Ascomycota, Sordariomycetes, Diaporthales, Diaporthaceae. The record is from RefSeq and is a predicted model, not a curated record.
AUGGCGCACAAUGCGGUGGAACACAUGAACAUCAGCAUUCAUGAAUCUGAGGGACCUUCAAAAGAGAAGGACGCAGUGCUAUCGGAUCAUUCAGACAAUGAUAGUCGAUUCGAUCAAGCGCUUAAUUUCCUCAAGCAACACAAGAAUGAGGCAGCGGUUUCUCUAUCUAGACAAGCCUCCUUCACUCGUGGUUUGAGGAGACGAAUUGACACUCGUGUCAUCCCCUUCCUGUGUUGCUGUUACACACUGAAUUUCCUCGACAAGGUUCUCUUGAAUUAUGCGAACAUCAUGGGAAUGCCCAAGCAAAUCAACCUUGUGGGCAAUGAUUUCUCGCACGCUUACGCCGAUUUCUGGAUAGCCUCUCUCGUAUUCUCGUUGCCUAACGUGUGGCUGUUGAACAGACUGCCCGUCGCGAAGUUCCUGGGCUGCUGUCUCAUCGGUUGGGGCAUCUGCAACGCCUGCCAUGCCGCCCUUGAGAACUACGCUGGUCUGGUUGCUUUGCGCGUGUUGAGCGGUGCAUUCGAGUCCGGGAUCCUCCCGGCGUUGAUACUCAUCGCCAGCCAGUAUUUCACGUAUGAGGAGCAGGCAACACGCUUCUCGUUCUGGUACAUUGGAAUGGGAUUUGGCCAGAUAUUCGGCGGCCUGAUUUCAUUCGGCUUUCAGCAUGUGUCGCCUGACGCAGCCCUUAGUAGCUGGAAGACGAUGUUCCUCGUGCUGGGUCUUGUAACGAUCGCCUUUGGUGUCGUUGUCAUUUUUAUGGUCCCAGACACGCCAAUGACCGCCAGGUUCUUGAAUAAUGAUGACAAGGUUGCGCUGCUAGAGCACAUCAAGGUCAACCAGACCGGUAUCGAAAAUAAACAUUUCCACCCUGGACAGCUUCUGGAGGGUUUGCUCGACAUCGGCUGCUGGCUCCUGCUCAUCAACGUGGUGCUGCAACUCUGCGGCUCUGGGGUCGUUACGGCAUACUCGGCAACGAUUUUGAAGUCUUUUGACUACUCGUCCAAGGAUGCUGCACUUCUCAACAUGCCAUGUGGUGCGGUCAACAUGAUCGCAACGCUGAGCAAUGCCACUUUUGUGCGUUAUUAUGGGCGUCGUUGGCUCGUCGUCACCAUCGACGCGGUAAUUGGCACCAUUGGCGCAGGCCUCCUUUGCUUUCUCCCUCACUCAAACAAAGGUGGUCUGCUUCUUGGCGUGUACUUGAUUAAUGUACUUCCAGGGGCAACCAUCAUAGUUUUCCAGUGGCUAUCGUGCAACGUCGCCGGACACACCAAGCGUGCAUACGCAUCGGCCGCUGCGAAUGCCGCCUUUGCCAUUGGGAAUAUCAUUGGGCCAGAGACAUUCAGAGCCAACGAGGCCCCCGGAUUUAGGAGCGCCAAGCUCACUUUGGUUAUCGCUUGGGCUCUGCUGGUUGCAAUUUCCCCUUUGGCCGGGGGCUAUUACGCGCUGAAGAACAGGUCAAGGGAACAGAAGGUCGAUCAUGUUGAUGACGUGUCGGAUAAACAGGCUUACGCCGGAUUGACUGACAAGGAGAACUUGGCAUUCCGGUAUCACUUGUAA